Octodon degus (degu) is the source of this 3755-nucleotide messenger RNA. It is a transcript of the gene Nsmaf, whose product is annotated as neutral sphingomyelinase activation associated factor. The transcript has 31 exons. NCBI's taxonomy places the organism in Eukaryota, Metazoa, Chordata, Mammalia, Rodentia, Octodontidae. Gene Ontology annotation, molecular function: protein binding. The coding region runs from base 230 to 2980 and encodes 916 amino acids. The record is from RefSeq and is a predicted model, not a curated record.
UCGGCAAGGGUGAGCGGCGGGAGCGUGGUUCCGGUCCGGGCCAGGUCCCCGGAGCGUCCCGGUGCCGACCGCGCGCCCCUCCUCCGGCCCUGAGUCACGGCGCCGCCGGAGUCCCCACGCGGGAUGCAGCGGUGAGCGCGGCCGGGAGCGGGGCAGGGCGCAGCGUGGGCUCGGUCGCCCUCGGGAAGCCAGGCCGCCGCCGCGCGCUCCCGGCCCGCGCCCGCCCUCCAUGGCGUUUAUCCGGAAGAGGCGGCAGGAGCAGCAGCUGCGGCUGUACUCCAGGGAGAGGUUUUCCUUGUUGCUGCUUAACUUAGAGGAAUACUACUUUGAACAGCACUCAGCUGAUCACAUUCAGCACAGGGGAAGCUGCGAUGAAAGGAAAAUCAGAGGCUCCUUAAAAAUAUGUUCAAAAUCAGUGAUUUUCGAACCAGAUGCAAUAUCCCAUCCCAUCGUGAAGAUCCCUUUGAGAGACUGCAUACAGAUAGGAAAGCAUGGGGAAAGUCCAGCCAGUGGACACCCUGCCACGGCAAAAUGUCCAGGAAUCUCACUCACUUUUAGUCAGGUGUAUUUCAUCAAAGAGCAUAAUAUUGUUGCACCAUAUAGAAUAGAAAGGGGCAAAAUGGAGUAUGUGUUUGAGUUGGACGUUUCCAGGAAGGUCGAGGACGUGGUGGAAACGCUGCUUCAGCUUCACAGAGCCUCCUGCCUUGACAAGCUCGGUGACCAGACUGCCAUGAUAACAGCUAUCUUGCAGUCACGCUUGGCUAGGACAUCAUUUGACAAAAACAGAUUCCAAAGCGUGUCUGAAAAGCCGCAUCUGGAAUGCAAGGCGGAAAUGGUGACGCCGCUGGUGACAAACCCUGGGCACGUGUGCAUCACAGACACCAGCCUGUAUUUUCAACCUCUCAAUGGGUACCCGAAACCUGUGAUCCAUAUUACACUCCAGGAUGUCCGCCGCAUCUACAAAAGGAGGCACGGCCUCAUGCCAUUGGGCUUGGAAGUAUUUUGCACUGAGGAUGACCUGUGUUCCGACAUCUACCUAAAGUUCUAUGAGCCUGAGGAGAGAGACGACGUCUACUUCUAUAUUGCCACCUACCUAGAGCACCACGUUGUGGAGCACACCGCCGAGAGCUACAUGCUGCAGUGGCAGCGCGGCCACCUCUCCAACUACCAGUACCUGCUGCACCUCAACAACCUGGCUGACCGCAGCUGCAAUGACCUCUCCCAGUACCCGGUGUUCCCGUGGGUCGUCAGUGACUACUUCAGCCCAAGUUUAGAUUUGUCAAAUCCAGGAACAUUCAGGGACCUCAGCAAACCAGUGGGAGCCCUGAAUAAGGAACGGCUGGAGAGACUGCUGGCUCGCUACCGGGAAAUGCCCGCGCCCAAGUUCAUGUAUGGGAGCCACUACUCCUCCCCGGGUUACGUGCUGUUUUACCUGGUCCGGAUUGCGCCAGAGUAUAUGCUGUGCCUACAGAAUGGAAGAUUUGAUAAUGCAGAUAGAAUGUUCAACAGUGUUGCAGAAACCUGGAGAAACUGCUUGGAUGGUGCGACGGAUUUUAAAGAACUGAUUCCAGAGUUCUAUGGCGACGAUGUCAGCUUUCUAGUCAAUAGUCUGAAGUUGGAUCUGGGGAGGAGGCAAGGAGGACAGGUGGUCGACGAUGUUGAGCUUCCCUUGUGGGCCUCAAGUCCUGAGGACUUUCUCCAGAAGAGCAGAGAGGCGCUGGAGAGCAGCUAUGUGUCUGAGCACCUCCACGAGUGGAUCGACCUCGUGUUUGGCUAUAAGCAAAAGGGCGAGGAUGCCAUCGGGGCCCACAAUGUUUUCCAUCCCCUGACCUAUGAAGGAGGGGUAGAUCUGAACAGCAUCGAGGAUCCUGACGAGAAGGUGGCCAUGCUGACCCAGAUCUUAGAAUUCGGGCAGACCCCCAAGCAGCUGUUUGUCACUCCUCAUCCUCAGAAGAUCACUUCCAGGUUCAGAGUUACGCCUCCGAUCUCCAGCUGUAAUGAUUCCCCAGCCUCUCCAGGUGAAGAGUCCUUUGAAGACUUGACUGAAGAAAGCAGAAGGCUGGCCUGGAACAACAUCACCAAGCUGCAGCUGCAGGAGCAGUAUAAGACUCACAAAGAGGCCGUUACAGGGAUAGCAGUCUCUCGCAAUGGGUCUUCCGUCUUCACGACGUCACAAGAUUCUACCUUGAAGAUGUUUUCUAAGGAAUCCAAAAUGCUACAAAGAAGUAUAUCAUUUUCGAAUAUGGCUUUAUCAUCUUGUUUGCUUUUACCAGGAGAUGCUACUGUUAUAAGUUCUUCUUGGGACAAUAAUGUCUAUUUUUAUUCGAUAGCUUUCGGAAGGUGCCAGGACACAUUGAUGGGGCACGACGAUGCUGUCAGUCACAUCUGCUGGUGUGACAGCAGGCUGUUCUCUGCAUCGUGGGACUCUACAGUGAAGGUGUGGUCCGGUGUCCCCGCAGAAAUGCCGGGCACUGGGAGACACCAGUUUGACUUGCUGGCUGAGCUGGAGCAUGACGUCGGGGUAGAUACAAUCAGCUUAAGUGCAACAAGCGCACUGCUGGCUUCAGGUACUAAAGAAGGCAUGGUGACUAUCUGGGACCUCCCCACAGCCACUGCUCUGCACCAGAUCCCGUGCCACUCAGGGGCUGUGUGUGCUACUGCUUUUAGCCCAGACAGCCGCCACAUCCUCAGCACGGGAGCGGACGGCUGCGUGAAUGUGGUCGAUGUGCAGACAGGAAUGCGCAUCUCCUCCAUGGCAUCUGACAAGCCCCAGAGGUGUUUCAUCUGGGAUGGCAGUUCUGUUCUGUCUGGAAGCGAGUCUGGUGAGCUGCUGGUCUGGGACCUCCUCGGAGCAAGAGUCAGUGAGCGCAUUCAGGGCCACAGCGGUGCUGUGACGUGCAUAUGGAUGAACGAACAGUGUAGCAGCGUCAUCACAGGAGGGGAAGACAGACAAAUUAUAUUCUGGAAAUUGCAGUACUAAGUGCCUUUUCCUCUCGACUAUUACAGUGUAUUUUUAAACCAGACUUUUAACUGAACUGGUAAUAUGCACUGACAGUAAUCAGCUUUACCACAUGGAAAAUGUGUGGCUUUAAAUCAUGGUGACUGCACUGCAAGCUACCAGUUGCCAUCUAAGGCAGCGCUGAAAUGUCACCUGUGCAGGCAGAUAAUCAUCCCUAGUGUGCUGAUGGCCCAGGACAGGACCAGAGGCCAAGGGGCUGACACUCACCUGGCCCAGGGCAGUGCUGAAAGGCAUAGCGUCUGGAGCUUCCAAGAGAACAUGCGGCGCCUUCUGCUGCUCGAGCCUCUCCCAUCUUGGGCUCCUCCUCCGCCAGCAGCUGCCGCUGGGCUUCAGGUGUGUGUGUUUUCACAGAGUGCUUGCUUUACGUAAUGCUGAGCCCAGAUUCUAAGAACCUGGGGAAGGAGUAGCAGUUCUUGUAACAGUCAAGUGUACUGUGUAUAGGAACGGUUUGUAUUUCAUUAAGCUAUUAAAUGCUCACCUUUUUAUAUUAAAAAUAUUUUUCUGUAAUAAAAAAUUUUCAUUUUAGAUAACUUGUAACAAAGAUUACUUGUAAGAGUCCCAAGUAUUGGUCCUUCUAGAAAGCCCUAGUGACAGGAAUAUAGUUUUUGUUCUGCAGACCCAAAUAGCAAGGUAGCUUAUCAAACUGGGAAAUGAUACUUGAAAUUUCAAACAAGGUACAAUAUAUAGUAGCAGCAUUGGUCUUUCUCUCAUAUCAGUUUAUGUGAUCUGACUUUUU